GAGAUAAACAAUAUCAAUGUAUACGGUACAAUGUUUCACGUUGUUUGGAUCUUCAAGUGACUGAUGUGGUAUAGCAUUAUAACAGCAUUGAGAUAGCAGCGAGCAUUAUAAUUCUUCGGUUAAUAUCAUCUAUCAUUCGACACAAUUUCGAGUAUGACUUCGUCGAUUUCAUCACAAAGUAUUAUGGUCCAACCCAAUGAUGUCCUAUCGCAUGAUACAUGAGUACAGAGGACCGGUCAAGCUCGUCAUCUUCGACUGGGCUGGCACGGUCGUCGAUUGCGGUGUCUUCGCCCCUGUCCAAGCUUUCACCAACGUGUUUGCUCGGGAAGGCAUCGACGUACUCGUUGACGAAGUCAGGGCGCCGAUGGGAGCGCACAAGAGGGUUCACAUAUCCCGCAUGGUUCAAAUGGAUCGCAUCGCUGCUACUUGGAAGGCGAAGAAAGGGGAAGCCCCUAAUGAGGAUGAUGUUGAAAGAAUGUAUCGAAACUUUCUACCUGAACAGAUCAAAGCUUUGGAAUCACACGCCAAUAUGAUAACAGGCAUCCCAGACACCAUCCGUCAACUCCGGGAGGAUUACGGGAUCCGGAUCGGGACAUCGACAGGCUUUACCAGCGAGAUCAUGGAGCACCUCACCCCGAGGGCCGCCCAGCUGGGAUUCGAUCCCGAGUUCGUUGCCACGUCCGACUUGGUCAAGGAAGCAAGGCCAACUCCCAGCCUCAUCUUUCUGAACAUGAUCAAUUUAAAUGUGCAUCCGGUACAAGCUGUGGUGAAGGUUGACGACACAAUUACUGGAAUCACUGCGGGACUUGCCGCCGGUUGCUGGACAGUCGGCGUAGCCAGAACUGGCAACUACAUGAGUGCUACCGAAGAUGAAUUAUCCAACAUGGACAAAGGCAUCCACGACGAAAGACUGAAGAAAGCUUACAAAAUUCUCAUCGACAGCGGAGCCCAUUACGUCAUCGAUUCCGUCAAUGACAUCGUGCCGGUGAUCAAUGACAUCAACCGGCGUUUGGCGCUAGGUGAAAAACCAUGAUUGAGUCGACGUCGGAAUCGUAAAUUUCAUUGGCAUGCUGUCGAUGCCCGCCUCUUUAUCAUUAAAUAUCGAGGUUGCUGACAAAUACCCCCCCCCCCCGUGGCGGACCGUGACCCGGAGGAGACAAAGCAUUGGGGGCACAGUAUUGUUUACAGACAAUGCAGUGCCCCCCAUGUUUUGUCUCCGCCGGAUCACGGUCCGCUACUGCCCCCUCCCCCAUCCCGGCCAUCCUCUUGAGUGCAUUUUCACUGGCUUUUGAAGUGACGACAAUUAUUGAUCACUCGAUUUGGACUCAAACAAAAUAAUGUUUUACAAUAAUUUCAUUCUAAAAAGGGAAAAUUCACUCAACACCUGCAUAAAAGUUACCCUAUAUCUAGUGAAAUUUUUGUCACCAUUGAAUUUAUAUACGAGUGAAUAUUAUUCAUUCGACGUUUUUAGAGAGUAAGCAAUGAUGUGCGUUGCAGUUAUUUGUUGCUAAAUUGCUUUCCGUUGAACGUCGUGCAAAUUAUGUUACUCAGAAUCGGUAAAACAGCUGUGAUUAAAGAUAUACCAUUAUAACUUGCCAUGAAUUUUAGGUUACACUUCGUAAUUCCAAAGGUUCGUAAUUCCGAAUCACGUAAAUUGCCUAUACCUCGAUGUUCGUUAAUCC
This is a messenger RNA of Lytechinus variegatus (green sea urchin), 1682 nucleotides long. Its product is annotated as phosphonoacetaldehyde hydrolase-like. The record is from RefSeq and is a predicted model, not a curated record. Gene Ontology annotation, molecular function: phosphoglycolate phosphatase activity; phosphonoacetaldehyde hydrolase activity. Gene Ontology annotation, biological process: DNA repair; dephosphorylation; organic phosphonate catabolic process. Gene Ontology annotation, cellular component: cytosol. The coding region runs from base 197 to 1033 and encodes 278 amino acids. The transcript has 6 exons. NCBI's taxonomy places the organism in Eukaryota, Metazoa, Echinodermata, Echinoidea, Temnopleuroida, Toxopneustidae.